GGUCUCUCCUCCUGUUCUUUUCAACCCUCCAUCCAAAAAGCGCCAGAAACUUCUCAGUGGCAUCGCAUUCGGCUUCAGCCAUGGCGGCCUAGCCUAAUUAAUAAUUCAAAACCCUAAACCCCAACCACCAAUUUUCUUUUCUCUUCUCCACUUUCCCGAGAAAAUUCAAAUGGCCUCGGGACUCGCCUUGCGAUUCAGAUCCCAUCUCCUCCGCACCGCCUCCCUCCUCCCAUCCUCCCUUCUCCACCACCCUCCCAUCCAACCCUCGCCGCCGCACCUCUCCCUCCACCGCCUCCUCUCCACGGCGCGCCGCUCCCCGCCGCGCUCGAAGAAAUCCGUCGACAUCAGCGCACGCGCGCGCCAGCUCCAGACGCGGCGCCUCUGGACCUACGCGCUCACCUUCGGUGGCCUCGCCGGCUUCGUCGUGAUCGUUCUCAACAACUUCCAAGACCAGCUCGUCUUCUACGUCACCCCAACCGAAGCCCUCGAAAAAUACGCGAACAAUCCAACAAAAGCGCGGUUCCGGCUGGGCGGUCUUGUCCUGGAAGGCAGCGUGGUGUACCCGGCGUCGUCGCCGGAGGUGGAGUUCGUCGUCACCGAUCUCAUCUCCGACAUCGUGGUACGGUACGAGGGAUCGUUGCCGGAUUUGUUCAGGGAAGGGCACUCCGUUGUUGUGGAAGGGCUCGUGAAACCGUUCACGGACGAGAUCAGGAAGGAGGUGUCGGCGAAGAACGUUUCCGAGAAGGCGAGGAAGAUAGAGUGCUAUUUUUCGGCCACGGAGGUUCUCGCCAAGCAUGAUGAGAAGUAUAUGCCGAAGGAAGUUGCUGCUGCUAUUGAGAAGAAUAAGAAGAUUAUUGAGGAUGCUGCCACUGCCACCGCCACCGCCACCGCCACCGCCACCGUGGCCAUGGAGGGACCAAAGACACCAUAGAUCGAUGGUCGCGGACGUGGUAUUAAUCAAUUUUUGAAAUUACUUACAGAUUACAGUGUUAUGAUUUUUUGAGGGAUGUUGAUUAUUUAACUAUAUAGGAUGAGAUUUUUUUAAAGUAAUAAUUAGGAUGAGCACGGGUAAAGCUGAGGGUUAUAAUGGAGAGACAAAUUUUGAUUAUUUUUUUAAACAGAGGCAAUUGUUUCUUGUUGUUUUAAUACAUUAUUGUGCGAUGUGUUUCUAAAUAAAUGUUUAACUGAAUGAUAAUGUAGCUCUUUUAUACUUUGCUCUGAAAACAAUUUGGGUAACAUGUUAGCUCUGGAAUGGGGUUUAACGUUGUACCCUUUGACUUGCCAUGGUUUAGUGCUGGUAAUGGAUUUGUGGUUUCAUGUCU
Messenger RNA from Glycine soja, 1322 nucleotides. Its product is annotated as cytochrome c-type biogenesis protein CcmE homolog, mitochondrial-like. The record is from RefSeq and is a predicted model, not a curated record. The coding region runs from base 170 to 931 and encodes 253 amino acids. NCBI's taxonomy places the organism in Eukaryota, Viridiplantae, Streptophyta, Magnoliopsida, Fabales, Fabaceae. The transcript has a single exon. Gene Ontology annotation, biological process: cytochrome complex assembly; protein-heme linkage. Gene Ontology annotation, cellular component: plasma membrane. Gene Ontology annotation, molecular function: heme binding.